Malus domestica (apple) is the source of this 1344-nucleotide messenger RNA. The record is from RefSeq and is a predicted model, not a curated record. NCBI's taxonomy places the organism in Eukaryota, Viridiplantae, Streptophyta, Magnoliopsida, Rosales, Rosaceae.
CUGCAUUACAUUCUUCUUUGUAAGAUAAACAUCUCCAAAAAUAGUGAAGUCUUUUUAAGCCCCAACAGAAUUCACCAUCAAGUGCGUAAAUCAGGAUGAGACGUGAGCCGUUCAACGAAACUACGGCCGUCAAAGUUGACAAAUUUCUGAGCACCUUACUGUGCUGUCACGCCCUAAGCAAUCCAAGUAGAAAUCCCCUCUCCUUCCUGUUUUGUUUUGUUUUUCUAUUUGGCAGCACACACUCUCUCUCUCUAGUUUUUCACUUCAGUGGAAAGCAAAAACCAGCUGCACAAUCCGCACGGCAUUUUGCUGUGCAGCUGCCAGAUCAACGGAAGAAUCAGAAUGAUGCCGCUAAUGUGGUGUUCUGCCCCACUGUCGCCACCGCCGGAAGCGGUGGUGGGUACGUUAAUGGCAAAGAAAGAUGGAAGCCUUAGGAGUGUGGUGAUCAAUAUGAGGGGUGCAGGUACAAAUAAUGGGUUCCCAUCGUUCCUUCCAAAGGAGGUUGAGAAAAUUAAGGACCCUGCCAGAACGUUGGCUCAGAGGAUGGAGAGGCUCCCUGUGCCGAUUGCGUCGUCUGAAAGUUGUAUCAUGAGUAGUUGUGUAAGGCCUCGAAAACAAAGUGAGAUCAAUCCGGUGGUUCUCCUCCAUUGCUUUGACAGUUCUUGUUUAGAAUGGAGGUGUGCGUACCCCCUGCUUGAAGAGGCUGGGUUGGAAGCUUGGGCUGUUGAUGUUCUUGGGUGGGGCUUUUCUGAUUUAGAAAGGUGUCCACCAUGCAGCCCAGCAUCCAAGCGGCAUCACCUCUAUCAGUUUUGGAAGUCCUACAUCAGAAGACCGAUGGUAUUAGUUGGACCAAGCCUCGGUGGUUCUGUUGCAAUUGACUUUGCAUACCACUAUCCAGAAGCUGUUGAAAAGCUGGUUUUAAUCAAUGCAAGCGUCUACGCAGAAAGCACCGGAGACAUGGCAAAGUUACCUAAAGCUGCGACCUACGCUGGGGUUUCUUUAUUGAAGAGCACCCCUCUACGGUUCUACGCAAAUAUGCUGGCCUUUAACGGCAUUUCAUUAGCUACAACCUUUGAUUGGACUAAUGUCGGACGCUUACACUGUCUGCUGCCUUGGUGGAAAGAUGCAACAGUUAGUUUUAUGAGUAGCGGAGGCUAUAAUGUUGUUUCCCAAAUAAAACAGGUGAAGCAGAAAGUACUAGUGAUUUGCAGCGAGCAAGACAAUAUUAUCAGCUACAAACAAAUAUUGGUGAGUUUUGAGCUCCUACCUGCUACUUAACUUUUCCUGUCGUACUUAAACCAAGCUUGUUUCGCAAUCAUUUUAAGAUGGAGGACUUAAUUUAUU